CCAACAUCUCUCGGUCGGAUGGCCGAUUCUUCCUCAAUGUCGGUCGUAAUUGGCUUCAUAAAACCAAGUUCAAUCGAUCAAAGUCGUUGUAUAUCAACAAAGAAGUCAAUAUAUUACACGAGAAUAAGCUAGACGGAUUCCCUAGAUCUAAUGGUGAGACCCGUAGACCCAUCAGAAAAAGGAAAUGCAAUACCUAAACCCACCGACUUCCGGUUCUGAUAGUUGUUCAUUUCUACAGCAAUCAGGAAAGAUGCAUUGCCAUUUAAUCGCAUUAGUGCUGAUUGCAAGUACUGCGGUCCUGGUUGAAAUAAAGUGUCAAACAACCAACAUCAUCACGACCUUGAUGGAGACCAGCAGCACACUCGGGACAUCAGACGGAAAACUUGGCGAAGUACAUUGCAGCGCUCCGGGACCAUUCCCAAAUGGAUGGAUCGAUGCCACUCAGAACCUUCCGCUGGUAAUGUCAAAGGUGGGCAGGACCAUCGUUUAUCGCUGCCAUACAAAUAUGAAGCAGAUCGGAGCCAGCGAAGCUGUUUGCGAGAUGAACGGACGCUGGAGUAAAAAUCCACCUCAAUGUCUGGCCUCCUGCAAUGUACCAUUGGUGGAUCACGGGGUCAUUCGGGAUGCUCCCAAUGGAUCAAUAAUCUCUCACGGAGAAAACGUGAUCCUUGAAUGCAACCAAUCCUACCGGCCAGCUCACGGAUUAUCAAAGUACAUUUGCAACAACGGGACUUUGAAUGUCACUCCUCGAUGUGAUCCCGGAGAGUCCCCAAAAGGAAAUUGUAACAGACCGGAUAUCCUGGACGGGACGUUCGUUCAAAUAGACGGGAAGAACGUGACCAGAAACCAAACGUACGACAUUGGAACCGAAAUAAUUUACAGAUGCCAAAAUCCUGCUCACCAAAUGAUCGACACGGAAUUAGAAAAUUCGACACGAAUUUGCAAUGCGAUCACGAAAAAUUGGACAGGAACUCCGCCGAACUGCGUGGCAACAUGCAGGUCUUUGAUCCCACAAUCCAACCAUUCCGAUAACGACUUGCACUUACGGUUCAAUGUCGCUUACAACGAAACGGAAUUAUCCGGCGGACGCUACAAAAUCGGGACGAAAGCAAUUAUGCGCUGCAAUUUCGGCCAACGAGUUAUUCACCCGUCGACCGACGCUGCGCAGCCAAAUAAUAAUGACACGGUGGUGGUUUGCCAAUCUAACGGAACGUGGCGAGGGUUCGUUCCCCUAUGCGAUCCGCCUCCCAACGAUUUGGACUUGUCGCAACUUGCCAUCAUUGUGGCUUGUGUGGUUUCGAUUCUGAUAUUCGCUCUGGCCGUCGUCCUUCUCUGCGAAUCGAGGUCGAUACAGGCUCGGCGCAAUCGAGUCGUCGAAAAUAACUUGAACCGGACAGACUCCUCGCAAAGAAUGCGGAUCGAACUACUUCGGCAAUCUCGGCGUAAAACUUUCUACGCUCUGGAAGAUCGUCCGGAAGGCGAGCGCGAAUACGCCACAAUUCACAGGGUGGGACAGAGUCCGAGACCAUCGCGUUUAGCCGUCGAGUACAGCAAACUUUGAUGAUAAUGGCUUUCAAGUUUAACACAAAUACACGAGAUGGGACAAGCGGAAGACAGGCCAAAAAGAAAUAAAAAAAAAGGUUUUUGUUUGAAUUCGUUUCACAUUUUUAUACGGCUAUCCACUAUACUGCGCCCUUAAAAGAAUAGAUCCGACGGGUUUCAAUUUCAGGCUUCAACGUUUUACGGCCCUUUUUGGUACGACAUGUGUGGAGCCAAUCGUUGUAAAAAAUCGAACGAACGAUCUAGUGUUUUGUUCCCAAGUGCGUGCAGAGUUAUAAAAUAUUCUUUUGUAAGAAAAGAGAACGGGAAUUCCCCCUUCCUACACAUAGAAAAUUAGGUCAUUGUGAGAAUGAAAAGAAUGGGAAUAGGGAAAUAUUUGCAUCCAAUCAAAGCAACAAAGCAAGAGAGAGAAAGAGAGAAAGAAAAGUCUAUUUUUCAAUACAAUAAGGCAUUUAUUUUUCUCUGCCUUUCAGCCAUGGGAAUCAAAAGAUAUCUAGUCUUGGGUAACAAAAGGAGGGGCAUCGGGUUCAAGAAAUCUGUCUGAGAGCUUCUUAAAGAUUUACUCGAAUUCUCAAUCAAUCCGGCCCGCUAACAACUGAAACUUAACGCAACAAAUAAAAAGAAUAACUGGAGGCAAAGAAAAAUUCGUUUUUAAAAAUGAUGUGCGAAAUUUUGAUCUAAGUGCAAAACUGGAUUAAUGUAGUAGGAGAUUGUGCAGUGAUUUAAAAAAAAAAAAGGGCUGGCCAGAGACUCGUUUUUUUU
Messenger RNA from Daphnia pulicaria, 2322 nucleotides. Its product is annotated as sushi, von Willebrand factor type A, EGF and pentraxin domain-containing protein 1-like. The record is from RefSeq and is a predicted model, not a curated record. The transcript has 8 exons. Bases 185 to 1561 code for a protein of 458 amino acids. Lineage: Eukaryota; Metazoa; Arthropoda; Branchiopoda; Diplostraca; Daphniidae.